Exophiala mesophila is the source of this 2339-nucleotide messenger RNA. Its product is annotated as leukotriene A-4 hydrolase/aminopeptidase. Gene Ontology annotation, biological process: proteolysis. Bases 103 to 2112 code for a protein of 669 amino acids. The record is from RefSeq and is a predicted model, not a curated record. The transcript has a single exon. NCBI's taxonomy places the organism in Eukaryota, Fungi, Ascomycota, Eurotiomycetes, Chaetothyriales, Herpotrichiellaceae. Gene Ontology annotation, cellular component: cytosol. Gene Ontology annotation, molecular function: aminopeptidase activity; metallopeptidase activity; epoxide hydrolase activity.
GCUCUCAACACAUAAUCAGUGGAUACUGGUGAUAGAGCAUACACUGGCCGCAACAAAGGCUGAUUUAGCCAUCUAUAACACCUGUUCAACCAUCUGGUUCUAAUGAAAUUCGGAUCUGCCUGGGGUUCAAUCGGAAAACUAGCUCUCCGUGCCUCAUUUCGAUCUGUCGUUCAAACUCAAGACCUAUUCAGUCUAUCCCAGCCUUUGUUCUCGUCUGCUCGCACAAUGGCCACAAAAGUCAUCAUCAAUCCACCUCGUGAUCCCAACACGUUAUCCAAUUACAACAAUUGGAAGACUAUCCACUCUGUCACCAAACUUGACAUUGAUUUCGACGCUCGAAAGCUCAAGGGAAGCGUUACCCAUACAUUCAAGGCCAUCACCGACGGAGAAAGCGAUGAAAUCAUACUCGACACAAGCUAUUUGCAGAUCCAUGACAUCAAAGUCGCCGGCAAAGUGCCCAAGUGGGAGCUCCUGCCUCGAGUGGAGCCGUACGGAAGUCCGCUCAAGAUCAAACUUGGCGAAAAACAUGCCCUUGACACAACUCUGGACGUCGAAAUCGAUUUGGAAACCACAGAAUCUUGCACCGCCUUACAAUGGCUGACUCCAGAGCAAACUGGAAACAAGAAACACCCUUAUGUCUUUUCGCAGUGCCAGGCAAUCCACGCAAGAUCCAUUUUUCCUUGUCAAGACACACCGGAUGUCAAAUCGACAUUUGACUUUCACAUCACGUCUCGCCUUCCAGUCAUCGCUUCUGGCAUAGCGGCCAAAGAUAAUCCUGCGUCCCCUUCGACUACCGGUAGUGGUGAGAUGUACAACUUUCAGCAAAAGGUGCCUAUUCCUGCAUAUCUUUUUGCUUUGGCGGCCGGCGACAUCGUGACCGCCCCAAUCGGUCCACGUAGCACUGUCGCCACCGGGCCUGACGAGAUCAAAGAUGCCAAAUGGGAAUUCGAAGAAGACACUGAAAAGUUUCUCAAAGCUGCCGAAUCCUUGGUCUACCCCUAUGCCUGGGGCGAGUACAAUGUCCUCGUGCUCCCCCCAUCGUUUCCUUAUGGCGGGAUGGAAAACCCAGUCUACACAUUCGCUACCCCGACGGUAAUUUCUGGAGAUCGGCAAAAUGUCGACGUGAUUGCCCACGAACUCAGUCAUUCCUGGUCGGGCAAUCUCGUCUCCAAUGCCUCGUGGGAACAUUUCUGGCUCAACGAAGGAUGGACCACAUAUCUCGAACGCCGUAUUCAAGCAAUAGUCCAUGGAGGAGAUCAGUGGCGAGACUUCUCUGCCAUCAUUGGUUGGAAGGCCAUGACCGACAGCAUUGAACAAUAUGGGACCGAGCACGAAUUCACCAAAUUAGUGAUCGACUUGAAAGGCAUAGACCCUGACGAUGCAUUCUCAUCCAUCCCCUACGAGAAAGGCUUCAAUUUUCUAUAUUACAUUGAAAAACUCAUCGGCAAAGACCAAUUCGACACCUUUAUUCCCCAUUACUUUGAAACCUGGCGCGGCAAGUCCCUCGACAGCUACGAUUUCAAAGCCACACUCCUAGGUUUCUUCUCCGCCAACCAAGAAGUAGCCACCAAACUCAACCAAAUCGACUGGGACACCUGGUUCUACAAGCCCGGAUACCCUCCCAAACCCGAUUUCGACACAUCCCUCGUCGACGCCGCCAAUUCCCUCGCCGACCAAUGGGAGAAGUUCACACACGAACCCAACCCCGAUUUCGGACCUACGAAACUCGACAUUGCAGGCUGGUCGGCCAAUCAAGUCGUCGUGUUCCUCGAACGAGUCCUACUAUUCAAGAAAAACCUACCGGUCCCUCAUUCGAACUACAUGGGAUCCAUCUACGAACUCAAAGAAAGUCGCAACGUUGAAGUUUCGUCGCGGUAUUAUCAGGUUGCGAUGAAGAGUGGAGAUGUGUCGAUCAAACCGUUUGUGGUUGAAUUACUGGGUCAGGUGGGAAGAAUGAAGUUUGUGCGCCCUUUGUAUCGUGGCCUGUUGUCCUUGGAUGUCGAUCUGGCGGUUGAUACCUUUGAGAAGAACAAGGACUUUUAUCAUCCGAUUUGUAGGGCCAUGGUGGCAAAGGAUAUCUUUGGUGCGAAGAAUAAGGUGACUGCCUCUUGAACUAAAGGGGUAUAGAUUAGAAUGGAAGGGUGGGUUGAAUUAUGGGAUUGUAUCCUUUACCCUUAUUCUUAUAUCGCGAAUGGAGUCGUUGGAUGUCACUCUUCAUAAGGUACACCCUAUCCUUAUCAUACCUUGGGAAGGGAAAAAUGAAUCCCUACCAGCUACCUACCACCAAUAGAUUAGAUCCGAAACAGUCAAAGUAGAGCAAACGAUGCAUUCAUAUUGAU